AUGAUAGACAAGAGGGAAGAGCAUGACAGGUUCAAGGUUGUGUACUCCAGAAGGAGACCUUUGAAGAAAAGUGUUGAGGAGGUGCUAUAUCAACUUAGAACAGAUGUGGUGGAAGACAAAGUGGAGAAUACUGGAGCUGAAAUGGAAGUGGAUGAGGAUUAUCAAGAGAAAGAGGUCGAUCCACAAGUGGGGAAUACUGGAAAGAAAUGUGAAGAAGAUCCUCAAGAGAAGAAUAUUGAGGAGAUGGCGGAGAAACAAAUAGAGAAGACUGGAGAGAAACUCGAUGAGGAGGUGGACAUUGAAGAGCAGGUGUUCGAGCCGACAGUCCCUAUGGUGACCCACUAUACAGACCCAAAUACAACAUUUGAGGAGAUUAUGCAGAUAGCUCAUGAGGCUGCUACUGCUGAUGUAGAGGAACCACCUACGAGGGAGGAAGUUCUAUAG
Linum trigynum is the source of this 444-nucleotide messenger RNA. The record is from the annotation of a GenBank genome assembly. NCBI's taxonomy places the organism in Eukaryota, Viridiplantae, Streptophyta, Magnoliopsida, Malpighiales, Linaceae.